AUGCAUUUGAGUGUGAGAAAUAUUCAUAAUGGGCCAACAAAACGUAUUACCAAAUUAUUGAUAGCUAAUCGUGGAGAAAUAGCUUGUCGUAUCAUCAAAACAGCACGUCGUUUGCAAAUUGAAACUGUUGCUGUUUACAGUGAUGUUGACAAAGAUUCUAUGCAUGUGGCUAUGGCUGAUCAAGCAGUACGUGUUGGUCCGGCUCAAAGCGCCCACAGCUACUUGCUCAAAGACCGUAUUGUCAAUGCUGCAAUCAAAACCAAUAGCCAAGCCAUACACCCUGGAUAUGGUUUUCUAUCAGAGAAUGCAUCAUUUGCUCAAUAUUGCCAGAGUAAUAACUUGAUAUUCAUUGGCCCACCGCCCAAUGCUAUUGAAAGUAUGGGAAUCAAAAGUAAGUCAAAAGAAAUAAUGUCUGAAGCUGGUGUGCCAGUAAUUGAAGGAUACCAUGGCAAAGAUCAAAAUUCAGAUUUCCUUCAACAUGAAGCUAAUAAAAUUGGUUACCCUGUUAUGAUCAAAGCCAUUAAAGGUGGAGGUGGUAAAGGUAUGAAAAUUGUUACCAAAGAAUCUGAAUUUUUUGAAAAUCUUAUGUCAGCCAAAAGAGAAUCAUUAAGUUCAUUUGGUGAUGAUUCGGUCUUAAUUGAAAAGUACAUACAACAACCUCGACACGUCGAAGUACAGGUGUUUGCUGAUCAGCACAAAAAUUGUGUCUAUUUGUUUGAACGCGACUGUAGUGUACAGAGACGUCACCAAAAAGUCAUGGAAGAAGCGCCUGCUCCCAGAUUAAGUGAGAGUCUACGACAACAUCUUGGAGAGACUGCAGUCCGUGCGGCAAAAGCUGUUGGAUAUGAAGGUGCUGGGACUGUGGAAUUCAUAUUUGAUAAUGCAACCAAUAUGUUUUAUUUUAUGGAAAUGAACACUAGAUUACAAGUAGAACAUCCUGUUACUGAGAUGAUCACCGGGGUAGAUUUAGUAGAAUGGCAAAUAAAAGUAGCGGAAGGUGAACAACUGCCUUUAAAACAGAAUGAAAUCAAACUCCAAGGACAUUCUGUUCAAGCACGUAUUUAUGCUGAAGAUCCUUAUAAUAAUUUUUUACCUGCUGCUGGAAAUUUACAAUACUUGGACUAUCCUAAUGUGUCUGAUGAUGUACGUGUAGAAACAGGAGUAAGGCAAGGAGAUGAUGUUUCUGUACAUUAUGAUCCUAUGAUUGCAAAAUUGGUAGUAUGGAGUGAAACUCGAUCAGAUGCAUUUGCUAAGCUGAAAAAUAACUUGGCAGCGUUCAAUAUUGCAGGUUUGUCAACAAAUGUUCAAUUUCUAAUGUCGCUGUGUGCACAUCCUGAACUUUUAAAAGGUAAUGUUCAUACAGGAUUUAUAGAACAACAUAAAAAUGUUCUUCUAUCAAAAAAUCUACCUAAUACUGAAUUGAUAUCUCAGGCAGUUAUUGCUUUAAUAUUGUAUGAAGAAAAUAACACUAUUAGUACAAAUAUUAAUACCAAUGAUCCAUAUUCACCUUUUGCCACUCAAACUGGUUUUCGGGUAAAUCACAAUUAUGUACAAAAAAUUAAACUGAAACACAACCUUUGUGGAGAAAUGUACGAUGUCAGAAUUGAGUAUUGUGGAGUAGGAUCCAGUAACAGUAGAUUUAAUGUUUCUUUUAAAAAUAAAGAUACUGAAAUCGAAUCAAAUGUUAUUGGUAGUUUAGAUACAUCAUCGCCCAAUAGAUUCCAUCUAACAUGUGUAGUAGAUGGCACAUUGUAUAAAUCCAAUAUUGCAUUUAUAGAAAACUCGGUACAUUUAUUUAAUAAGGAUGGAAAAAAUGAAUUUACUGUUAUUUUGCCUUUUGAUGAAAAAUCAAUUGAUAGUAAUGAACAAGACACAGGAAGCAAUUCAACUAUUUUAGCUCCCACCCAAUCAACAGUGGAAAGAGUAAAUGUGAGUCUUGGUGAUGAUAUUUGUAUUGGUGAUCCUAUAGUGGUUUUAACAGCCAUGAAAAUGGAAUAUGUAGUUAAAGCACAAAUUGAAGGAAAAAUAGAAAAAAUCCUAUGUAAAGAAGGUGACAGUGUCAGAAAAGGAGAACUGUUGGUAAAAAUUGUACCUAUAAAUUGA
Molecule: messenger RNA, 2103 nt
Organism: Macrosiphum euphorbiae (potato aphid)
Lineage: Eukaryota; Metazoa; Arthropoda; Insecta; Hemiptera; Aphididae
Source: the annotation of a GenBank genome assembly